AACAAGUCUUCAUUUUUUUUUCGCGAUACGCUAACGUUUUGAAAGUAAUGAGCGAUGCAGGUAGAAACGACUCUCUAACCCUGGUUAUAUUAUAUUGGAAUUCAAGAAAAGAAAAAAUUCUGACGAGAUUGAUCACCUCAAGACUUCUCAUCGCUGUUCAUCGUGUACAUUUCUACCAAAAACGUUUGGUAUAUUUAUUGGGAAAAAGAGGACUGACGGAGGCCGACCUUCCUCAUGUACAUCUUCAACUUAACAACAAAGCCUUUGAAUAUAUCAAAAGCAACAGAGGAGACAAGAAAAAAACAAAGUUGGAAAUUGUUCAGAAUGAAAUAGAAACAUUGUAUUACGAACACUCCAAUAUGCAUGAUAGAAUUGCAAGUGUUUUGGAAACUGUUCUAUGCCUUUUCAUACUGCUAAAAUUAUUUGAAGAUUAACUUAUUCUAAUCAAAUUUUUUAGCUACUUGCAAAUGGAAAGCCCACAUUCGGAAUAAAAUAUCCAAGUUGAAUGUAAAAAUAAAAGCAAAGCUUGUAACUUUAAAUGCUUUGGCAGAAAAAGAUUGGAUUACCGAAAUAAAUGGAGACGUUGACGAUCCGCUAACGUUCCAACAUUUUACGGAAGGAGCUUUCCCGUGGGAAGAGUCAAACGACGGUAAUGAAAUGCAAACUUGUCCUUUGGAGUGAAUUUUUCUUGAUGAUGUAUUUCUAGCCUCCUUCAGGGAAAUUUUAAACUAAUCGAUUGUUGGAUGCUGCUUAAAAGGAAUGAAGAAUAGCCGGGUCAAUCUAUGAAAGAAAUUUCUCAACUUCUGUAUUCCCUAAAGAAAAGUAUUGAAUUUCAUCAUGCUGAAGUUGAAAACCUGAUGCAACCCGAUGAGACUGACCAUUUUGUUGUUCAAGAACAAGAAUUGGUUGAAGAUUUGCUGCCACAACCAGACAAAAUGCUUUUUAAUCAAGCGCAAGCGUCAAUCAAGUUUGCAGAAAUUCGCCGCCUUCAAAUGGUCCUAAAUGAUGCUUUAAGAUACUUAAAGUAUUAUCAAUAUCUAGAACCGGGUGAUUAUGAAAGUAUGCUUAAUGAGGAAGAAUCUGACGGUGAUGAAAUAAAUGAAUGCCACGAUUCUGAUAGCAAUGACAAUGAAGCCUGAUACAUGAACCUAUGCGUCUUACCAUUACAAACCUAAGGAACAUUUUAUUCAAUGAACUGAAGAAUAAGUUGUAACAUUGCGUGUUUGUCAUCAUGUUGAUACUGUACCUGUAGGCGUUGGUCACAUUUCUCUGUUUUUUAAACUGCCUCUCAGUUUUAAAAUGUUCGGAAACUAAGAUUUAAAGAAAAUAAAAACGC
Molecule: messenger RNA, 1336 nt
Organism: Daphnia magna
Lineage: Eukaryota; Metazoa; Arthropoda; Branchiopoda; Diplostraca; Daphniidae
Exons: 4
Coding region: 48-434 (128 amino acids)
Source: RefSeq, a predicted model, not a curated record